UAAUCCUCUAUCAAAUUUUAAAAAGCGCCCAGCCUCAAAUUCUGAACACAAUGUGAAUCCAUGUUAAACACGGGAAGGUGGCACCAGCAAUUUUACACCAAGUUCAUUCAAAGAGAGUGACACAGUGCUUGGGAGCCAUGUACCGCCCGAAGGCCACACUCAGAGACAGGCAGCAUCUCUACAGACUCAUAAUCAGCCAGCUGCUCUACGAUGGCUACACCAACAUUGCCAACUGCCUAUUCGGAGAGGUGAAGCCCCAGACUGUGGUCUCGCCAUCUGAGCAGCUGCUGCAACUCGCCAAACUGGGGAUGGAAAACGACGACACCGCGGUGCAGUAUGCAAUCGGUCGCUCGGACACAGUGGCUCCCGGUACUGGGAUUGACCUGGAGUAUGAUGCCGAUAUGCAGACCAUGUCCCCUGAAGCCUCGGAGUAUGAGACCUGCUACGUCACCUCCCACAAGGGGCCCUGCCGCGUGGCGACCUACAGCCGAGACGGGCAGCUCAUUGCCACCGGCUCAGCAGACGCCUCCAUCAAAAUCCUGGACACGGAACGCAUGCUGGCCAAGAGUGCCAUGCCCAUUGAGGUGAUGAUGAAUGAGACUGCCCAGCAGAACAUGGAGAACCACCCUGUCAUCCGUACGCUGUACGAUCACGUGGACGAGGUCACCUGCCUGGCUUUCCACCCCACUGAGCAGAUCCUGGCAUCUGGGUCCCGCGACUACACACUCAAACUCUUCGACUACUCCAAGCCCUCUGCCAAGAGAGCCUUUAAAUACGUACAGGAAGCAGAAAUGCUGCGUUCCAUCUCCUUCCACCCCUCGGGGGACUUCUUGCUGGUGGGCACGCAGCAUCCGACCCUUCGCCUGUACGACGUCAACACCUUCCAGUGCUUCGUGUCCUGCAACCCUCGCGACCAGCACACCGAUACCAUCUCGGGCGUCAGCUACAACCCCAGCGCCAACAGCUACGUCACCUGCAGCAAGGACGGCAGCAUCAAGCUGUGGGAUGGCGUGUCGAACCGCUGCGUGGUCACCUUUGACAAGGCGCAUGACGGGGCAGAGGUCUGCUCCGCCAUCUUCUCCAAGAACUCCAAGUACAUCCUGUCCAGCGGCAAGGACUCCGUGGCCAAGCUGUGGGAGAUCUCCACUGGUCGCCCUCUCGUCAAGUACACGGGCGCUGGUUUGAGCGGUCGGCAGAUGCACCGCACCCAGGCGGUGUUUAACCACACUGAGGAUUACGUGCUGCUGCCAGACGAGAGGACCAUCAGUCUUUGCUGCUGGGAGUCUCGCUCGGCCGAGAGGAAGAACCUGCUCUCGCUGGGACACAACAACAUUGUGCGCUGCAUCGUCCACUCACCCACCAACCCCGGCUUCAUGACCUGCAGUGACGACUUCCGCGCGCGCUUCUGGUACCGCAGGACCACCACGGACUGAAGGGCAAGGGGGUGGAUGGACUUGGCGGGGUUGGGUAUGGCACAGGGUCCAGGGGAGGAGUAGUGAGUCUGAACCAAGGAUGAAAGAGGAAUCCACGUUCCCUCUACCCAGCAGCUCACCUUUUAACUUUCACACGAUUCAGUUAGUUUAUCAAAAUCAAUUGUUCCGACACAUUUAAUUUUGACCUGGAAGGGGUAAUGUUGUUGUUUUUUUUUUUUUUUUUUUUUUUUAAUCCUUGGUUAUUACCCCAAGCAUCUGUGUCAGUUUAUUGCUUCAGUGUACUGUGUAAAUUCUUUUUUUAUUAAAGAAUUCACUUUUUACAA
This is a messenger RNA of Polyodon spathula (Mississippi paddlefish), 1756 nucleotides long. RefSeq names its product cleavage stimulation factor subunit 1. Gene Ontology annotation, molecular function: protein binding; RNA binding. The record is from RefSeq and is a predicted model, not a curated record. Gene Ontology annotation, biological process: mRNA 3'-end processing. The transcript has 6 exons. NCBI's taxonomy places the organism in Eukaryota, Metazoa, Chordata, Actinopteri, Acipenseriformes, Polyodontidae. Gene Ontology annotation, cellular component: mRNA cleavage stimulating factor complex. Bases 138 to 1433 code for a protein of 431 amino acids.